Molecule: messenger RNA, 1144 nt
Organism: Loa loa (African eye worm)
Lineage: Eukaryota; Metazoa; Nematoda; Chromadorea; Rhabditida; Onchocercidae
Exons: 9
Coding region: 14-1144 (376 amino acids)
Biological process (GO): dephosphorylation
Molecular function (GO): phosphatase activity
Source: RefSeq, a predicted model, not a curated record
UUUUAGAUCCUUUAUGCUAAUUAUUUUAAUUUUACUCAUUACUUCUGGUUGUUUUACCGAGAAAUGGAUCAGUUCAAUUGGUUUAUCGGAAACGGUAAAUUCAACCAAUUCUUCAAUGACAAAUCAAAAGCAGGAAAUACCAGAGCUACUUUUCGUUCAUAUUUUAUGGCGACAUGGUGAUCGAGGACCGUUAGUAAUGUAUCCGAAUGAUCCAUACAACGAAUCAGUAUGGCCUAAUGGAAGAGGUGAACUUACCGAGAUUGGUAUGCGACAAUUAUUUAAAGUUGGCAAACGUUUCUAUCAACAAUAUAUCAAUUGUACGCCACCAUUCUUAUCAAAAAAUUAUCACAAUAAAGAGAUAUAUGUUCGAAGCACAGAUUUUAAUCGAACUAUUACAAGUGCAAUGGCAGUUUUAGCCGGAAUGUUUCCGAAUGGGAUUUCCGGAAAAGAUUACCCUAAAGAAAGUGAUUGGCCUCACGGUUGGAUACCGAUUCCCGUUCAUACGGUGGAAUUCAAACAUGAUCGUACAGGUAAUCCAUUUCAUCAUUGCAUUCGAGCAGAACUUCUAGAGAAGGAAGGAUACCAAAGCAAUGAUUUUCGUGAAAUAACAGCAAAAUAUCAGGAUUUGUUAGCAUAUUUGUCGAACAUGACAGGUUAUAAAAGGCUUCAACCGGAUGAACGUUUCAGUUUCCUUUUGGAUACUUUAAUUGUUGAACGUUUUCAUAAUUUGAAAUUACCGGAAUGGUUUACAGAGAAGAUUGAAAAAGAAAUGAAAAUUUUACGUGCAGAAAUACGAAAAUACCGACUUGGAAGUGGAAAAUAUUUCGGACCAAAGAGUAAAUUAAUCCGAUUACGUGGAGGUGUUAUCUUGAAUGCUAUCAUUGAUAAGUUACAGCGGAAAUGGGAAUGCAUAAAUGAUGAUAGUAUCAAGUGUAUCUGGUACAAACAUAUCAAAUUCUAUGGAUUAUCUGCUCAUGAUGUGACAGUUUCCGCAUUAUUGGUCGCAUUGGGAGUAAAUUCUGAAAAUAUGGACAUCCAUGAUCCACAAUAUGGUGCUACUGUAUAUUCCGAGCUUUAUCGCUUCCAUAAUCAACCUUACGUCAAAGUUUGUCAUUUAAAUUACCUAACUGAGGAGCUAUUGUGA